UAGUCAUAGUGUGUUGCAGUACUUUUGGUGCUGGUUUUCUACAGCGGAUGACAAAAUCAUGGCUCAGAGUUGUACUGUUGCCAUAGCAAUUCAAAACGGAAGAGUAUUUUGUGGCAGACGUGCAAAUAGUGAUACAAAUACAGUUCAUUAUCAUUUGUCACACCUAACCGGCUUUGUGAGUAAAACCACAAAUAUAUACUGAGAAGGCGGCCACUGGCGAGAGGUUUUAGUCAAACAUUCAUGGGCUUCUGUCAAUUAGAAUAGAACGUUAGUUUGCUUGGUGGCACAGAAAUACACAGCAAUAUAGCCUAAGCCUACAUGUAAAUAGCAACCUAUUAGUAGCUAAUGGCAAAUACACGGUGGUAAUCAUUAUGUCAGGCAGGAGAAAGUCGCAGACUGAGGAAAGGAAAGUGGAGGAGUCUUUCAAGGUGACCUAUAUUUUUCCAAAUGGUGAUACUUAUGAAGGAGAGUGCUACCGCACAUCAGACGGUGUGGUGGUGAGGAGAGGUGUGGGCACCCAAAAAACAGCCAUUGGAAUAACAUACUCAGGAAAAUGGAGUGGAGACAAGAUGAACGGCGCUGGAACCUUGGUGCACCCAUCUGGUGCUAAAUAUGAGGGGGACUUCAUGGACAACAUGUACCAUGGAAAUGGCACAUACCACUUUCCAGAUGGGACCAAAUACAUUGGGAACUUUAAUGAAAACAGGCUAGAAGGGGAGGGAGAGUUCACUGAUGCACAAGGACUGGAGUGGACUGGUGUCUUCCGCAAACGAGCAGCACCUGGAUUGAAACUGAAACUUAACAUGUAACACAAACACGCAUACACAACCAACAUUAUCCAAUUCUAUGGCAGGACUUUUGCCAAACUAUCUUUUUGAAAACAUUUACUGAUUAGCAUCCACGUUUGUAGUGAAAA
Clupea harengus (Atlantic herring) is the source of this 916-nucleotide messenger RNA. It is a transcript of the gene morn2, whose product is annotated as MORN repeat containing 2. NCBI's taxonomy places the organism in Eukaryota, Metazoa, Chordata, Actinopteri, Clupeiformes, Clupeidae. The record is from RefSeq and is a predicted model, not a curated record.